This is a messenger RNA of Populus trichocarpa (black cottonwood), 1694 nucleotides long. RefSeq lists its product as uncharacterized. The record is from RefSeq and is a predicted model, not a curated record. The transcript is spliced from 9 exons. Lineage: Eukaryota; Viridiplantae; Streptophyta; Magnoliopsida; Malpighiales; Salicaceae. Bases 241 to 1461 code for a protein of 406 amino acids.
UGUCAAUACAAAUUAUUUGUUUGAAAAGAAAAUAAAAAAAAUAGAUGAAAACAUGAAAAAAAUAUCAAAUUAAGUUAAAGCAGGAAUUAACACUUCACUCUUGUUUACCAUCCAAACAAGUCAGCCACGUACAACUGGACCCACGAAAGCCCUAUAAAGACAGGUAUCACCACGUCAUGAUAACCAAAACCACCGAGUCAGCGUCCCUAUAAAGUCUCCACGACCAUAAAAUCCCGAUUAAUGAAUCGCUUGACUCGCUCACAACUCUCCCUCCUUAACUCACCCGAUUCACACCGAUUUUUCACUACCAUCACUACGAAACUCCCUCUCCGCCACCCCCAAACCACCUUCAAUUUCUCUCACUCAAUCUACUCACGCCGAAAGUUCCCCCAAAUUAUCACCUUUGCUACCAAAAAACCCACAAAUCCUAUAAUUGCCGACCCGAACCGGAAUCCUAUGGAUCCGAACCCUUCUAAAGAGGAUUUUGUUCACAUCGAAAGUCCUAGCAAUAACGAUAAUCAUUUAAGCGAAAGCAUAGUUGAUGUUGCUAAUGAACUUAGCGAGGAUGAUAACAAAAACGACGUCGUGAUGGGGAGGAAGGAGCUACCAGAGGAACUUUCUAGAAGCGUUAUGGUUCUCACGUGCGAGUCGAAAGCUGAAGGUGGCACUUGUGUCGUGCAUUUAGUUGGUACUGCUCAUGUUUCUCAGGAAUCAUGCCGGGAAGUACAAGCUGUAGUCAGUUACUUGAAACCACAGGUUGUAUUUCUGGAAUUGUGUGCGAGUAGAGUGGCUGUGCUUACUCCUCAGAAUUUAAAGGUGCCAACUAUGGGGGAAAUGAUAGAGAUGUGGAAGAAAAAUCAUAACGCAUUUGGAAUUCUUUAUAGCUGGUUUCUUGCCAAGGUUUCUGAUAAGCUUGAAGUUUUUCCUGGUUCUGAGUUCCGGGUAGCAUUUGAAGAAGCGAGAAAGUAUGAGGGUAAGGUAGUACUUGGUGAUCGUCCUGUACAGAUUACUUUGCAGAGGACAUGGGGUAAAAUGCCACUUUGGCAUAAAGUGAAAUUGCUGUACUCGUUACUUUUUCAAGCGUUAUUUUUACCAAGCUCUGAGGAUCUUGACAAAAUGCUAAAAGAAAUGGAUGAUGUUGACAUGCUGACUCUUGUCAUUCAAGAAAUGAGCAAGCAGUUCCCCACUCUAAUGGAUACCCUUGUGCAUGAGCGAGAUCAGUACAUGUCGUCAACGCUACUAAGAAUUGCUAAAGAACACACUUCAGUCGUUGCAGUAGUUGGAAAGGGGCAUUUGCAAGGGAUUAAGAAACAUUGGGGGCAACCUUUUGAGAUGAAGGAUCUUAUGGAAAUUCCUUCACAGAAACCAGCUGUUUCAGCUCGGAAGGUUCUUGCAUCUCUAGGUGUUGCAGUUGCUGGUGUGGCUAUUGUUUCAGGCUUUUACCUUUCACGCAAGAAAUAGUUAUAACCAGUUUCGAUUCGCAUCAGUGGGUCAUUUACGAUGAGGAUACACAGUUUCAUACUCACAAUUCACAAUAUUCUUUCGAAGUUUGUUUGACUUGUCACAACAAAUAAGGACAUAACGAAUGAAUAGUCCUGCUAGGGUUCAUGUAUACGUACUUGUAACUAAUUGACAGUUGAUUUUAUACAGUUCUUUUAUGGGAGUUCAUCCUACAAAAGAAAUUAUAUUAUAAA